AUGUUGGCUCCUGUGAACGAGGAUGAAGGUGGAGGGGUAGUCAUGACGUCCUUGGUGGCUGGAGGCGCGCCUGAGAGCCUAUCGAUAGGUGUGUCAGGGGUCUUGAACGUCAUGGACGCUUCGGCGUGUUCGGCCCUGCACGACGAAGCGGACGAUCUCCAAUGGAUCACCGAUUCCUAUCAUGACCACGCGAAUUCGGCCAAGAGCUGGGAUGAAAUGAUCUUGACACUCUCCCAGUGGAACGACCGGAAUCGAUCCAUGCAAAGAUCGAUUUUGAAAAUGGACCUGUCUUACGAGGACUUCAGUAAGAAUAUGGAUGUGAACUUGGCUCAAAUCGAUAUGGAAACAUUCUGUUCCGAGGAUAUCAACCACGCAAUCCUGAGCCUCCAAGCUCGGGUUGGCGAAGAGUGCGCCAGUCUGUCUGGCUCGCUCAUCGACGACCUCCCGAUUGACUCUUCUCAGAGGGUGAACGAAAUCUGCCGCAAGACGCCUUUGUUCUCUCCGUUGAAAGAAGCCUCGGUACAUUCGGCAUCUCACGUUUCGAUGGCCGAUAGCUUGGACUGCAGCUACCACGGCGAUCUGGUGCUCACAUGUCAGACAACCAACAAGAAUAACUACACAUUGGCCUUCGAGCAGAGCCAGAUAAUACAAACCGAUCCAUCGGAAGACUCUGAGCUCGGUGGGAGCAGUGAGGCCCAGAGCAACUGGUCGGGCUCGGAAAACGCCAACGAAAAGAGCGAUAAGGCGAUGAUACACAGCGAAUUCGCCUACACCACCUGGUCCAGGGUCUCUGGAGACGGCAAGGUCGACAGCGGCAAAAGCCAUUCGUUGCCCGAUCUGCUGAAGAGGUCCGUGACUCUAGCGAAGACCUGCAACACGCUUUACACGAUCAACGACUGUCAGGUGGUGGAGGACAAACGAUCGGGAGUUCCUCUGCUGCGGAUGUUCAUGGAUAAAGGUAGAGGAAGUCAAGACGCGAUGCAGUGCUCGACGAGUGUGUCUGAGGCGGAGACCAGGGAAGCACCCACAAGCAAGGUCUCGCACGCUCGAUCUUCACAAGCGGAAAUGGACGGAUCAAUAACGCUGCCCAUGACCACACUUCCCAUAUUCAACGCCCGAAGCAGCACAGCACCGGAAUUCCCUUCUGCUAAUGCGGUCACUAACGUUCAUCAAGUGAGAGCUCGACAAAAGCUGGAUAACACUCUGAACAACAACAACGUGAUGACGCUGGAGGAGUCGACCGCUCUUAGCGAGGAGGAUAGCUCGCAGUGCUUCGAAGAUAGCCUUGUAGGAAUGCUGCAGACGAAGAAAGGACUCUCGCUCGCCUCGCCGAUCCGAGAGGAGGAUGAACAAUGCUCAUCCUGCGAUGAACCCAUGAGGGACGCCAAUAAUUCGUCCACGAACUCAUCGUCAAAUUCUUCGGCCAAUCAAUCCCCGCCUUACGAUAAACCACCUCCUAAGAUCAACAACUUCGUUGGUUUGCGAGCUUCUCCAGCACGUAAAGAACUGUUGGGUUCAGAAUCUAGCGGCUACAUUAGCAGGCAAAACUCCAGCGAUCAAAUAAACAAGAGCCCGAACGCGCAACAGUUUCUACUGUGCGCCGGCAAUCGCCGAAGCGCGCCAAAGGCUGGAAGCCUUCAGUGUUCAACCCAGGUCAGGACGGUGGCCAUCCAGACAGGACCCCUUUCCCCUAACUCCCAGAGCAAACGUGCCGAUGAGCCCAACUGUCACGUCGUGACCCCCGAGCAACUGCUCGACCCGCAAAGCACCCCGAUCAAGAAAAGCAUAUACGUCUGCUAUCCCAAUUAUUCUCUGCCUGAUCUGUCCUUCCUCAAGGACAUCAAGCCGGGUCAUGCCGUGGUGUUACAACCUACGGAGAUCGGGGUCGCUAAGAAACUUCCUCCGACCCAGACGCCUCCGGUGAAGGAGCCCCAACACAAGAACGUCGCUGCCGCCGUGGGCACGCCCUCGCGACGGAGAGCUCAAAGCAGUGGGCCGAAGUGCAGACCGAAAUCCUACACCGAUUGCGAGGCGAUGCUGCGCACCGGUGUGGACAGGAUUAAGGACUGGGAAUCGCUGAGUCUCCUCCUGCCCGAAGAUGUCAAAAUGAUGGUGAAGCAAAUCCGUGGAGAAGCUCAACCCGUUCGGAUGAGGGACAAGGCCGCCACUCGUCAACCACGGCCUCUACGGAUCGAUCAGAUUCCGAGCGCGGCCACGGGCGCGUACGAGGAGGUUUACAUCAGCGGCGGUGCCGGGGUUCACGUCGAUGAACGCGACGGUUCUUCCCAGCGAAGACAUUCCCUACUCAACUUCCCAAGUCUCACCGGUCUUGUUCCCACUGGACUUGACCUAAACACGAUGGCCUCUCCCAACCACACAACGGAACAAUCGAACUCGAAUUCGAGCGGGACGUGCUACUGUCGCGGAGCCAAGAAAGCUGUGAGCUUCAGCGACAAUUUGUGUAAAAUCCUCACCGGGGACCAUCGCACGCCGGCCACGUGCGGAUGCAGGAACUUCGCCUUGAAUCUGCAGGAAUGCGUCACUCCGGGCAGCGUUGCCAGCGGAGGUUCGCGGAACAUGCCCUUCAGAGAACACACUCCUCAAGGACUUUCACCGUCUGGCUUCAUAUCACCGCUGACACAUUCGCAACAUGAGGUCGUUAACGCGAAACGCCAUCUGCUCGACAUUGUCUACAACUCGAUCCGGCAGGUGGUCGACGCGUACGGAAAAGACAAGGAGCGUGACGCCAAGAUGCAAUUGUUGUCCGACGAGAGCCUGGCGAGCCGAGAAGUCGUAUCCACUCUGGUUCCGGCGGUGGAACGACUGCUGGAAGACGGGCUUCUGCCUCAUGUCCGAGGACUGUUCGGCCCGCUGCCCAAUUCGAAAUGGCAUCUCGUCGAAUCGAUGGUGCAAACGAAAGAAGGUCGCAAAGAGGUCCGCGAACUAUUGGACUACAUCCACUCCGUGAACGGAGUGCUCGACGAGAACGCCAAGUUCCGCUGCUUCGUUCUGGGCCUGAUCAAUUUGGGUUGCCUCGAUUCGUGGAUUACCCUCCUCCUGGCCACCGCGAGUGUUCAACAGAAACACUACCAAAACGCUGCAUUCCUCGUGCUCCUGUCGCACUAUUCGUUCUUCUUCCUCCAGGAAGAACUUGUAUCAAACCUGCGUGUGCUCAGCGAAUUGCCGUUCGCCUUCAACUUGAACAUGGCCGCAAAACUCCGACCUCAUCAGCAAGGAGUCAAGGAGGUCCGAAGCGUUUCGACGGGGAGGUUGCGAUCGCAACCUUGCACCCCUCUCGGUUUCCCCCGAUCACCCCCCAAAUCAAAAACUGUGACGCUUCCGACUGUCCCGUCUGCGAUGCCCACCGCCGCCACUCGACCCUCAAAAGUUGACAGCGUUAUGCGACGAACCAAGACCGAAAUUUGUCUCCAGGGACGUGCUCGGCCCCUAUCCUAUCCUGCGGCCUUGAAGAAAGAGCCCGAGCCUCCGAAGAAAGACACCCACAAAUUCCGACAACUUCGAAAUCAGUGGGAAAAGAUGAGCGGAGCCCUGCCGAAUCGGCCCUCCGGCGCCGCGGUAGCAGUGAGCGGCAACAUUCGGGUGAACCAGGCUGACAACCUCAGGAGUAACCGUCAUUCUCAGCCGGCUGCCCGACAUUCCCCCGCCCAGAAGGCUCAUAGCAGCCCUCAUCGGGGAAGUAACGUAAGGAGUCCGGUGAAGAAAAGUUGCCAGUCCGGAGCAUCCAGUGUAGCGUCAUCUGCAUCCACAAUGAGAGCCACAGCGAGCAGCGAGAAAGAUCCCAGCAGCGUCGUGCUGGUCCGGAAGAGUUUGAUCCCCAUCCGGGGUUUAUCAGCGAAAGGAAGCGGACGGAACAAGUGAAAUCUUCCUUAAAUCUUUGAACUUUGGAAAAGUAUGAGGUGUAGAAGGAAGCGGCCAUUGCCAUCUCCGUUGCAAUUGUUCGACUUAUCC
Messenger RNA from Galendromus occidentalis (western predatory mite), 3969 nucleotides. RefSeq lists its product as uncharacterized. The record is from RefSeq and is a predicted model, not a curated record. Bases 1 to 3879 code for a protein of 1292 amino acids. Gene Ontology annotation, cellular component: cytoplasmic vesicle. NCBI's taxonomy places the organism in Eukaryota, Metazoa, Arthropoda, Arachnida, Mesostigmata, Phytoseiidae. The transcript is spliced from 10 exons.